AUGGAACCGGAAAGCCAGCUAGCAGAAGAGCCUGCAACGGCGCCUCGGCUUGCUAUUCCUGCCACGAAUAUCGUCGCGAUCGAGCAUCCCAGCCCAGUAUACAAUCUAGAGGCUGGUCUCCAGUCCUUUGGGCCGCAACCGAAGUUCGACAAGCUUCUCUUGCCCACGAUAGAGCCGCACGCGCUGCCUCUCUGGUUUCGUCCACACAAUCCGGCAGCAAAACCCAUCACCUCUCACCAUGCAGCCUCGAACAACAUUCUGCUCAGGGUCACUGUCCCACGGCGGACUGGUCGCAAACGGAGGCGUGGUACCGACGAUGAGUUUCAACCAGCCACACCGGCGCCGCCUCGGAGAUCUCAUGUUGGUCGUGUGGGUUCGGCCAACAGGCAAGACAAACCCAAGUCUAUCCUGCGUCGCCUGCAGGACAAUGCCGAGGAAUACCGUGUCGAGGCGGUCGGCAUGAUCCACGACAGUCACCGGUAUCGAGGCCUCGCGGACUUUCAGUUUGCGAACGCGGACAAUCCAUUUCUGGUGAACGUGGCGAAGCACCUUCUCCCACUCGAUCCAACCAAAUAUCGCGCGUUCAAGCUCACUCCAGGCAUGACCUCCAAACCCGGGGACGACAUUAUCCCGCCGCCACAUUUCACGGACCGCACCGUCCCGUUCUUCUAUCAAUACGAGCAGAACCCCUUGGUCAGGAUCGAAGGAACGGAUGCCGAUGGCGAACCACUUUUCGUCAAUGUCCAGGGCAAGAACAUUCUCACGUACAGCCACUUCAUCCCCACAGACCACUUCCCCGUACCCGACAAGCCGAAGCGGCUUGAGACCGACACAGCACCGGUCAAGGACAAUGUGCUCAACGCGAUCAGGAAGGCCUUUGACGAGCGGCCGAUCUGGACGCGCCGGGCACUCAGCAACCGGCUCCGCGGGCUCGUGACCGAGAACCAGAUGAAGGUCGGCAUCCCGCUCGUGGGGUACCAGUUCCGCGGGGGCCCCUGGCGCGACGCCGUCAUCAGGUACGGCAUCGACCCGCGCAGCGACCCCAAGUACCGGAUCUACCAGACGCUGCAGUUCAAGCUCGUCCGUAACGUGGUCGGCCAGACCAAGCUGCCUUGGCAGACGAUCCGCAAGGGCCAGACGAAGCACUACGCGCCCGACAACGUGCUCAGCCACCUGUGGGAUGGCGAGGGCUACAGCACCGACGGCAAGUUCUGGCAGCUCUGCGAUGUGACGGACCCGUUCCUCCGCAGGAUGCUCGACGGCGCCCCCCUGCGGCCAGAAUGCGACCUCGCCGAGUCCGGGUGGUACUACAAGGCCUUCUGGGCCAAGGUCAAGCUCUUCAUGAAGGCAAAGAUGGUGGCCAUCAAGCACGGCCGCAUGGGCAGCGACGCGGCCGACGAGCCCCGCAGGGACAACUACAUCUACAACUCGUACCUCGCCGCGCGCCUGCGCAACAUCCCCGACGACUCGGACGACAAGAUCAACCCGCUCCUCAACCCGCUCCUGUACCCCAUGUCCGAUCUCAAGGGGAUCGCCGGCAAGUGGCGCAACAGCAAGCUGUACCCGGAGGACCGCGGGCGCACAGAAAAGAGCACGAGGAGGUCUGCCCCUGGCACCGCGGCCGCGGCAGGCAGUGUUGCUACUGCUGCUGCUGCGAGUGCUACUGCAGACGACGCCGAGGGCGAUGGUGGUCAUGAUGCCGGUGACGAUGGCGCCGCGUUGCUGGACGACGACGACGAGGUAGACUUUGGCGGACCCGCUGGAGACGAUGGCCCGGAUUGGGAAGAGGAAGUCGCUAGUGGUGGCGACGACGAUGACGACGAGGACGACGACGAUGAGGACCAAGACGAAGAUGAAGAUGAGGAUGAGAAUGACGACAGGGAAGAUGAUGGCAUCGACGACGGCGCUAGUCCAAGUAACCGCGAUGAUGACGAUAAUGUAGUCGAGGACGAUGAUGAUGACCCAGCCGAGCCUGAUGAUGGCAACGAGGACGAGGAUCCAGGAUCGGAUGAUCACGCUGGCGACGAUUCGGACACCGUCAUGGGAUGA
Molecule: messenger RNA, 2049 nt
Organism: Microdochium trichocladiopsis
Lineage: Eukaryota; Fungi; Ascomycota; Sordariomycetes; Xylariales; Microdochiaceae
Product: RNA polymerase III transcription factor IIIC subunit-domain-containing protein
Exons: 3
Coding region: 1-2049 (682 amino acids)
Biological process (GO): transcription initiation at RNA polymerase III promoter
Cellular component (GO): transcription factor TFIIIC complex
Source: RefSeq, a predicted model, not a curated record